Messenger RNA from Carassius auratus (goldfish), 4425 nucleotides. RefSeq names its product UNC119-binding protein C5orf30 homolog. The coding region runs from base 115 to 741 and encodes 208 amino acids. NCBI's taxonomy places the organism in Eukaryota, Metazoa, Chordata, Actinopteri, Cypriniformes, Cyprinidae. Gene Ontology annotation, biological process: negative regulation of fibroblast migration; negative regulation of cytokine production involved in inflammatory response. The transcript is spliced from 3 exons. The record is from RefSeq and is a predicted model, not a curated record.
UCCUCGGCUCGCGUCACGUGCCUGGCGUCGACGGCAGACUCCUCUGACAGGAACUGGUGUGCAGUCUCUCUGAACAGGCCGCCCAGACAGAAGACACAAGAGCAGUGUUGGGUCAUGUCAUUAAAGAUGGAAAUGGAUGCCAGUGGGGUGUCCAGGGCACCCAUCUCUGUUCUGCCUGCCGCUGAGGUCAAAGCCAGCCUGAAGCCAGAAGCCGAUAAACCCCGGUGCUCCAGCACCCCCUGCUCCCCCAUUAAAAGUACUGUCUCGGGAUACCAGAUCCUCCACAUGAACUCCAACUAUCUAGUGGGCUUCACCACCGGUGAGGAGCUUCUCAAAUUAGCCCAGAAGUGGUCUAGCCCUGAUAACAGCAACACAGAGGCCUUGCCCAGCCCCAUCAAAAAGCCUGUGGAUUUAAGCCUGCACCGAGCCUCGCGGAUUUACAAAGCCAAGAGCCGCUACUACCAGCCGUAUGACAUCCCAGCCAUCAACGGACGCCGGAGGCGGCGCAUGCCCAGCUCGGGCGACGGCUGCUUGAAGGUGAGCGGGGAGCCCAGCAAGGCCUUACACGGGCCCCUGCCCCUCUGCCUGCUGAAGGGCAAGCGGGUGUACUCCAAAUCCCUGGACUACCUCAACCUGGACAAGAUGAGCCUCAGGGAGCCGGCGGACACUGAAGUGCUGCAGUACCAGCUACAGCAUCUCAAUUUGAGGGGCGAGCGCGUGUUCACCCGAAACAAGACAUGAGUUCUCAGAGACGUCCAGCCGUGAUGUAGGGCCUUGAUUUUUACCACUCUGAUUAUAGGCAGGUCACUACUAAACUAGGGUGACCAUACGUCCCAUUUGUUUUGGCCCUGUUUUUCUGUUUUCAUACUUGCUGAACGUAAUGAUUGAAAAGUAGUUUGACCAAUAACAUGCAGGCAUUGUACAUAAUGGACCAAUCAUAGCGUGUGAGAAGGUGGGAUCUACGUAGAAUGGUCAAAGUAAAUAUUUUAGCCCGGAAAAUAUGGCAUGUAUGGUCACCCUAACUAAAGCCCAAAGUAUACUUAGGUUUUUAGCGUACGCGACAGUCUAUGUUCAGUGUGCGUGAUGCAGAUUUUGUCACCAGAAUAAUACCAACGUACUGUAUGUGCACGCCACCAGAGUUUUUCUCUGCACGCUCAAGUAACACGUGCAGUUUUGCACUAAUCAGUUGUUCCACAAGGGGGCAGCACUGGCCCGGGCUGUUGUCUCACAGUUUCAAACUAAACUAGACACAGAACAUCAACAAAAUAGUGAAGACUGCAACAACAACAGACUGAUCUUUAGAUUAAAAAAGUACAAAGAUAUUUUUAGAGUUCGUAACGUCUGGAGAAAAUAGCGCAAGAUGACCCCAUCAAAUGGAGUAUAGUUUGAAAAAGCUCUGCCUUAGACUAUACCUGUAUACAUUUAAAAGCAAAGUGUAGUUUGGGCUCACGGCAUCCAUAGACCACUAAUCUUGUUUGUUAACCAGAGAAGUGAUAAAGCACCAUGAGGCCCAGUUAAGAGAAACUAAAGGAGUAGUUCGUUGAAAAAGACAAAUUCUGUCAUUCUGUACCCACCCUCAUAUUGUUCCAGAUUUUUGGAGAAACUGUAUGCAGCUCUUUCCAUACAACGACAGGAAACGGUGACCCCCUAUGGCUUUGUGUGCCAUAUUCUAGAUUUACUAAUUAGUGUGAGAGCGCAGUCACCCCAUAAAAGUGCUGAUGGGAGAGGAAGUCUGCGCUUGAUCUACUGACAGUGUACAGACACAGAUCACUUCCAUAAUGAGCAAUGCAAUCUGCCAAGAGCAGCUCAGUUCAGCAUAUCACAGCCAUGUUAAGAGCAAAAUGGCUCAAGACAUGCUUUCUUGUUUGUUAAAUAAUGACACAGAUACCAGUGAAUAGACUACUGCAAUCUGUUCAUUUAAACACUCUCCUCCCAUAAAUGUUGCGUCUGAAAGGGAAACCCCUACAAAUGCAUCUGCAGUCAAGUCAGCUACAAAAAUUACUUUUCUGGGUGUCUUGAGUAAAUUUGUUAUUGAUAUCUGCUGUUGGUCUGAGAUUUAAUUUGUGUCCCGUGAUUAAAGACUCUGAUUUGAGUCUGUUGCACAAAACUAGCAAGAGACUUUGGAAGACUUGGAUUAUAGCAAGCAAGAGUUAUAGUAUAGAGCUGUAGUAUAGACUGCUUUAAUGGUUGGACUGCAUUUGAAUUAUUUCAGGUUUUUCUCCUGAAAUCAUGCAGCCCUAACCAAAACUGACUUUGUAUGAAAAUGAACUGCAUUAAGAAACAUUCAAAAUUCUUCUUUUCAGUUUGUAUAAAUCUGAGGGUGAGUAAAUAAUGGCAUGAUCACUAUUCCUUUGUCCUCACUACAAAUCAUUGUAAAGUGUAUCGGUGCAGGGGAUUCAUGCAUAGUGUCGUUUUUCAGGAUUAGCAAUAAAUGCUGUGGCUUUCUUAUUGUUAUGUGUGAGUGUGAGUGUGUUCAAAACACUUCAGUCUUUGUGAAACUACAUGUAGUCUUCUGUUCAUUCGAUCAUACGCUUGUGUUAUUCUGCUUACUUCAGUAACUGGUGUCAGGUGAGGAUCUCUACUGUUACACAAUCCAGACUCUGACAGGCUUAUCUCUGAGAACCCAAACUAGCAUUAGCAUAGAGAAACCAUUAAUGGCCUUUUCAUUUCUCUAAUCGAUGCUUUCCUGGAGACUCACCGGAUCGGUUUGAAUGACACUGAAUGCCGUGUUGUUUUUGGAAGAAAUGUGUGCGGUGAUGAAGCUUGUGACAUUUAUUUUUCCAUCCCCCUUCACAGUGCACAUAGCUGAUAACACUGCUAUAAAAACCAAAGUCCAGGGGAUCUUGAUGAAUCCAUUUAUGAACAGCAGACAAUCUUUCACGGUGUUACACGAUAAGCACUAACAACAGUUUGUGGGAUUUUAUUUCUCCUUGUUUUGACGACAGUGUUUUUAUAUGUGUCCAUUUGCUUUCUGAAUGUUUAAUAAUCUUUAUCAUCGUGGAAGAUAUUUGUUCUAACCUUUAUAAAUUAUUACAUGCUCUUCAAAACUCCUUCUUCUAAGUGUUUAGUUGAACCCCUCGUGCAUCAUCUUUUUUUCUUCUAUAUCUUCCUUCUGUAUUUUUGAAUAAUGCACUGAUUUAUUCUUUUGUUUCUAAUCUAAUCUAAUCUUGAUGAACUGUCAUAUUAUUUUAACGUUUCAGUCAUCUAACCACCGAUGGCUAAAUGACAAACAUUAAAAUAAUAUUUAGGAAUAUGCUCUAAAAAGCAGCUUAGGUUCGUUCAGUUUAAUAUAUUUAUUAAUUGUGAUGUGUUGGUGAUGUUUUAUUACAGUAUUUCCAAAGUUUGUUAUUUACAUAUUGGAUUUUUAAUUUAAUUCUAAUUAAUAGUUCUGUUGUCGUUUGAUUUCCUAACUACAUAGUGUUCACAUUCAUGUGCUAGAAGGCCAUUGGACCACUGUUAAAAACUGAAUUAGUGACAUUACUGGAACAGUGUAAUUUAUUAUUUAUCUUAAACUAAAGUGAAGGAGAUCAAGCCUGCUGCAUAUGAGUUAAACGAUCGGUUCUGAAGCAUCAAGGAAUCAUGUUAAACACCACUGAUCCUGACUCCCAGUCUUAUAUUUAUGCUUGUUUCAGGCUGCAGUCAUUUCAUCUGAAGUCACUUUGUUUCUGACCCAGUCGAGUCCAAACUCAAAACGUGAGCUGGUUUGAAAGCGUUUGGGGGAAAAAAGCUGUAAGGAGUUGCUACAUCUCGUGUUUUGGGCUAUCUAUGUUAUUUACUGAUUUUUAAGGAAGAAUUGUAUUUAUCAAAUUUUUUUUUUUUUUUUUCGUGAAAUAGCUAAAUUCUCAGCAAGAAAUAUACUCAAGUCGUGACAUUUCAGAGCCAAUAAGGGUGAACUGCCAAGCUUGAAGACCUGUCGUGUGUUGAACAAGUUAAACUGUUGUAUUCUCUAUUAUCAUAAUAAUAGUCAUAAUUUAAAAACCGCUCCUGACUAGGAUACAACCACAUGUUAAUCUCUUAAUGAAUAAAACUGCGUUAUACACCACUACUGGCUGCAGUGCCUUCAGUAAGACAUACACAAGUUAUUCAGGAGGCAUGUCUUAGUUUGCACAUGUAAUAUUGUUGUGUUAUCUUCUGUUCUCAAGGUUUUUAAUGCUUGAAAUAUUCUUUUACCCUCUGCGGUGUCAGACUUCAGUUUUUGUCAAAGUUUGAGCUUCAUUUGAUAUUAAUAAAACACUGUUCUUUGCAUUGUGUAUUUCUCGCAUUGUGUUGACAGCAAAUGAUUGAACCUUCAAUGCAAUCUGUGUCACUCUGGACAAAAGCUUCUGUCAAAUGCAGAAAUAUAAGAGUGUUAUGUUAAUGCAAUGAAGAUCUGAAAUAUGGGCUUAAUUACAUUAUCUGAUCAUAUUAAAACCAUGUUUAAAUGCC